UGCUGUGAGUGUUUCGCGCGGUGAAUGGGGCACUGAGGGGGUAAUCCGGGGUAAUCCAGGAUUGGGUGCCGGCCGCGCGCUCCCCUGCUCCCUCCGUAGCCAUGCCUCGCAAAAUCGAGGAGAUCAAGGACUUCCUGCUCACGGCCCGGCGAAAGGACGCCAAGUCCGUCAAGAUCAAGAAAAAUAAGGACAAUGUGAAGUUCAAAGUUCGGUGCAGCAGAUACCUUUACACCCUGGUCAUCACGGACAAGGAGAAGGCAGAGAAACUGAAGCAGUCCCUGCCCCCAGGUUUGGCGGUGAAGGAGCUGAAGUGAACCUGAUCCACUGAUGUGAACUGUAUUAAAGUUUUAAAAAUUC
This is a messenger RNA of Neogale vison (American mink), 357 nucleotides long. RefSeq names its product ribosomal protein L38 (gene RPL38). Lineage: Eukaryota; Metazoa; Chordata; Mammalia; Carnivora; Mustelidae. Gene Ontology annotation, biological process: translation; protein-RNA complex assembly. The transcript is spliced from 5 exons. Gene Ontology annotation, cellular component: cytosolic large ribosomal subunit; ribosome. The coding region runs from base 102 to 314 and encodes 70 amino acids. The record is from RefSeq and is a predicted model, not a curated record. Gene Ontology annotation, molecular function: structural constituent of ribosome.